AUGAGCUUGUUGUCGGCCGCAGUUCCCACCACACGACACAAUCACAGCUGUUACGCAACACUCAGCCCCGCAAGCGAAGUUGACCAACCCCGCCCCAGCACCGCGCAGACCUCAGCUGGCACCAUCCACCCGCCCCGCAGCGCAGUUUCCACGUCUGCCCACACCCCCAGCUCCCACCCACCCCCCCGCACCCACGCCAGUUACCGCCACUACACACCACCCCCACUCCCGCCCCAGACACACGCUCCGCACUGCACAGCCCGCAACACCCCGCACGCAGCAGGCCCCCCCGACAGUACUCACGCACGCACUCAAUCCGCCCGCAGCCACAGCAAGUUAGCCACCGCGCCCAACGCAGAUUCCCCGCUGCGCACAGCCACCCGCCCCACCCGAAAGCACGAAUGUCCCCGCACGUUCAGCCACCGCAGUCACCGCACGCCAAACCACAGCCCGACCCAAGACCAGUCCCCCCCCACCGCACCCACAAAUAACCGAAGCCCACCCCCACAACCCGGUCCCCGCCGCAGUCCCACCAGCCACAACACACCCCACGCACUGUUCGCCGCCCCCGCCCCGCAGACCCGCAGGACCCCCCAGCGGCCCCCACCGCAGCCUCUCCCCCCUCAUCCCCGCAGUUCCUCAAUCCCCGCGAAGCUGUACACACACCACCCGCCCCCGCCGCCCCUACCCCCACGGAAGCCCCCACCACGCCCGCCCAUCCGCAGGCGCAGGUCUCCCCCACCCUCCCCCCCGCACACACCCACGCCCCGCAGCCCCGCCCCCCACCCGGCCGCCCCGCCGCGACCCCCACCCCCCCCCAAACCCGCCGCCGCCCCACCCACCCCCCCCACCCCCGUACAACCUGCUAACGCCCGCCCGGCCCCCCCCCGCCGCCGCGACCCGCACCGCCGCCCCGAACCCGCCCGACACGCCGCUGGUUACCUCCCCCCGCAGCUACCCUCAGACCCUCCACCGCCCGCAGUCCGCCCCGACACGCGACACCGCCAGCGCCCCGCCCCCGCUGUUCCCGCGCAGGCCCCUCCAGCCCACCACACCCACACCACACCCCCGACCGCUCUCGCCCCGGAAGGCCAGCAGCCGCCAGUGCAGUUCCCCCCUUCCAGCCCGCCCCCGCCCCCGAAGCAAGUUGUCCACGCGCGCCCAUCCGCCGCUCCCCCUCGCCCCGCCCCGCGCCCACCCGCUGCAACCCCUCCCCCACCCCCGCCCCCCCCACGCCGCGCCGCAGGACCGCCCGCUCAAGCGCUGACCCCCACAACCCCCGCCCCCGCAGCCAACACGCCCCCCCCCAACCUCGCCACCGACCACCACCCCCCCGCUCACCGCAGUUCCCGCCUGCCCCCCACCUCACGACCGCACCCGCACGCGCAGCCCCAGCAAGCAACGCCCAACCGAACGCCGCAACCCUCCAACCCACACACGACCCCGCAGUUCCCACCUCACCCGCAGUCGCUCCCAAGACCACCCUAG
Dicrocoelium dendriticum is the source of this 1488-nucleotide messenger RNA. NCBI's taxonomy places the organism in Eukaryota, Metazoa, Platyhelminthes, Trematoda, Plagiorchiida, Dicrocoeliidae. The record is from the annotation of a GenBank genome assembly.